Melanaphis sacchari is the source of this 935-nucleotide messenger RNA. RefSeq lists its product as uncharacterized. The record is from RefSeq and is a predicted model, not a curated record. NCBI's taxonomy places the organism in Eukaryota, Metazoa, Arthropoda, Insecta, Hemiptera, Aphididae. The annotation marks the transcript as partial. The transcript has 6 exons.
GUAUAGUAAGAACUUUGGUUAAAGCUAAAAAGGUUGUUUAUAUAAAAAUUGGAUUCUUUUCUAAAUCGAAUUGGCUCUCAAUAUUUGUUCCCAAGAAUGAAGAAAAAUAUAAGAAAGUAACAUUGGGUCCAUUAGUCAAUUUUAUCAAUUCAUUUAAUAUAAGUGGUAUUAUCAUUUAUUUAAGAUGGAUUCAUGAAAACCAAAAAGUUUCUCCCAAAGACUACACUUCAUUUAUAAGUCGAAUAAAACAACAAGUAAAACAUAAAAUUAAAGUUGGUUUAGUCGUAAAUGGAGCGUACUAUAAAGAUUUUUCAAAUACUUCGAGUUUUGAUUUUACAAUAACAAAUGAAGCGUUGGAUAUGUAUUAUAUUAUAUUUGCAAAUCUAAACUUAUGUGAUUCUGACACUAAGAAAUAUGGUUUGGUUCCAGUAUCAUGCCCCAAUCCUAAUGUAACGUCUAUGGAACAAGUGACUUCUGCUGUAACUAAUUCAAAAAUGGAUAAGUCAAAAAUUUAUGCGUGGCUUCAGUGUACUAUAAAAAUUCCAAAUAAUCAACCGUUAAUAUUGAAAAAGGCAAUUACUACGUAUUCAACGUAUUGUAGCAUCAAUACAACAAAUUCAUCACUCUGGUGUGCGAGCUCUUCUCAGCUUUCAUAUGAUCAAGCGACUUACUCAAAAAAAAACUAUGAAGGGAUAUUAAUAGAGAUUCUUGAUGGAGAUGAUUUCAAUUCAAGUUGUGGUUGUGGACAAUUUCCAGUAACAAAAGCAUAUAUUAGUGGUUGGAAAUCAACUAAGCUUACACCGUGUUCUAGAUUAGAUUAAACAGAAAAAACAAAAUAAUGACAAACAAAAUUGUAACUAUUACACAAUGCAGUAAAAAUUAAUUAUAAAUAUUUAUCAUGUUUAAAUUAUUAAUAAACUUACAGUUGAAUAUUA